AGGAGCCGGCGACCUGAGGGGGGUCUCACAAAAACGGCGCUCUCUCAGAGGAGGCAUCUCACAUAAAGAGAGGAGCUCACGCCAAGCACAGGCGCAGAACGUCAACGGCUUCUACAGCAACCAAGAGAUUGAAGAGACGCAGCGAACUUUUACGCACACGACUUUGGUUUUUGCGCGCGCGCUCAAAGCGCCCCGAGGCGCGCAAAGAUGCUUUGAGGGAUGCAGGAUCUCACCUGACUCCACCGAGGCCUCUGGAAAGCGCUUUGCUUCUUGAAUACCUGCAAGAAAAAGACGUGGAAAAGUUACAUGUCAAAUGGCUCAGGACUUUGGAACCGAAUUGGACGCCCAAGUCAAGGCAUUCCCCUGAGCGCUCUGCGAGAUCGAAGCUACUAUUUUAUUUAUAGUUUGUUUAGCUCCACCUGAGUGAAGAUGCCGAGACCCGGGAAAAACUCUUACAGCGACCAGAAACCCCCGUACUCCUACAUCUCCCUGACCGCGAUGGCCAUCCAGAACUCACCCGAGAAGAUGCUCCCCCUGAGUGACAUUUACAAGUUCAUCAUGGACCGCUUCCCGUAUUACCGGGAGAACACCCAGAGGUGGCAGAACUCCCUCCGACACAACCUGUCCUUCAACGACUGCUUCAUCAAGAUCCCGCGGCGGCCGGAUCAGCCCGGCAAGGGCAGCUUCUGGGCGCUGCACCCGGACUGUGGGGACAUGUUUGAAAACGGCAGUUUCCUGAGGAGACGGAAGCGCUUCAAAGUGCUGCGGGCCGAGCACUUGACCUGCAAAAGCGCCCCGAUGAUGCACUACUUCCACCACCAUCAUCACCACCACCAGCACCCGGGCGGGAAGCUGAGCGCAGCAUCCAGCCACCACGAGCACGCGGUGAGCCCGGUGAGCGCGGUGGGGCGGCUGCCGCAGUUCCAGAGCUACGGGGGCAUCACCUGCGCGCAGCCCGGCGGGUUCAAGCACCCGUUCGCCAUAGAGAACAUAAUAGGCCGGGACUAUAAAGGAGUGAUGGCAGGGGGGGUGCCUCUCUCCUCGGUCAUGCACCACCUGGGCUACCCCAUGGCCCCUCAGCUCAGCAGCGUGGUCAGCUCCAUGUGGCCACACGUCGGGGUUCUGUCGGAGACCAUGGGUGGCGUGGCUCUGCCCUCCUCCUCCGAGUAUUCCCCCUUCGGCGUCCAGGCAAAAGGCUUGUACAGCAGCAGCAGCAGCGGGCAAACACUGCCUGCCAUCCCCGUGCCCAUCAAAGCCACCCCGGCUCUGGGCGCGGUUCCCGGCUUGAACCCGCAUCAGCUCUGCGCUCCGGCCGCCAUGAUGGACAAAAGUGACCUGGAGGGUAAAGGUAACCCUCUGCACCCGGCUCUCCUCUUGUCUUAG
Synchiropus splendidus (mandarinfish) is the source of this 1383-nucleotide messenger RNA. RefSeq names its product forkhead box B2 (gene foxb2). Bases 430 to 1383 code for a protein of 317 amino acids. NCBI's taxonomy places the organism in Eukaryota, Metazoa, Chordata, Actinopteri, Syngnathiformes, Callionymidae. Gene Ontology annotation, biological process: anatomical structure morphogenesis; cell differentiation; regulation of transcription by RNA polymerase II. The record is from RefSeq and is a predicted model, not a curated record. Gene Ontology annotation, molecular function: RNA polymerase II cis-regulatory region sequence-specific DNA binding; DNA-binding transcription factor activity, RNA polymerase II-specific. The transcript has a single exon.